Messenger RNA from Thlaspi arvense, 972 nucleotides. The record is from the annotation of a GenBank genome assembly. NCBI's taxonomy places the organism in Eukaryota, Viridiplantae, Streptophyta, Magnoliopsida, Brassicales, Brassicaceae.
AUGAUUGGACAAAGCUUCCCGGAGGAUCUUGAUUGUGGCAACUUCUUCGACAACAUGGACGACCUCAUUGAUUUUCCCGGUGGCGAUAUCGAUGUCGGUUUCGACAUCGGUGAUUCCGACUCCUUCCCUAACAUCUGGACCACUCAUCCCGACACGUGGCCCGCCGCUUCUGAUCCUCUCUUCUCUUCCAACACCAACUCUGACUCAUCCCCUGAGCUCUAUGUUCCGUUUGAAGAUAUUGUUAAGGUGGAAAGGCCACCAAGCUUUGUAGAGGAAUCAUUGGUUGAGAAGAAGGAAGAUUCCUUCUCGACAAACACGGAUUCAUCGUCUUCUCACAGCCAGUUCAGGAGCUCAAGUCCAGUGUCGGUCCUCGAGAGCAGCUCCUCGUCGUCCCAAACCACCAACACAACCUCCCUUGUCCUCCCCGGAAAGCACGGCCGUCCACGCACAAAGCGCCCUCGUCCUCCGGUCCAGGAGAAAGACAGAGUCAGAGACAAUGUCUGCGGUGCGGAUUCUCGCCUCAUCAUUAGAAUACCGAAGCAGUUUCUCUCUGACCACAGCAAGAUGAUCACCAAGAAGAAGAAGAAGAAGGCCAAGGUUACUUCUUCCUUUUCCUCUUCCGGGGUUGACCUCGAAACCAAUGGAAACAACAACGUGGAUUCGUAUUCUUCAGAGCAAAACCCGCUUAGGAAAUGCAUGCAUUGUGAGGUCACCAAGACCCCACAGUGGAGGCUUGGUCCUAUGGGUCCAAAGACGCUUUGCAACGCUUGUGGCGUGCGUUACAAGUCAGGAAGGCUUUUCCCGGAGUACCGUCCCGCUGCUAGCCCAACAUUCACUCCAGCUCUUCACUCAAACUCACACAAGAAGGUGGCUGAAAUGAGAAGCAAGAGAUGCAGCGAUGGCAGCUAUGCAGCCGAAGAGAAUGAUCUGCAAGAACUGAUUCCGAACAGUGCCUACAUUGGCGUAGACUAA